AUGAAUAACCAGUCACAGGCGGUAGAUGGAUUCAUCAAGAAAGUGUUUGCUUUCUUGGACGAGAAAAACUCGCAACAAUUGGCACCUUUUCUACAAUGCUUCGAUCCUGCGAACAGUAAGAUUAUUGUGAAUGCCAAUCCAUUUGCUCAACCAGCGGUAUUUCUCGAGACAUGGCAGCGCGCUGUGGUGCAGACACAACACGUCUUGACCGGUCUGGAUUACCAUGUUAUUCCUGGCACAGGGACCACGAUAUGCAGCGUGAACGGAAAAGUACGAUUUGACGAGAGUGGACGGGACAAAGAGGGCCAAGACUCGGCCAUUACCGAAAUAACAGGCGCUGGAAAUGCCGGGGUCGGUCCCCGAGCCCCUGCCGCCAAACCACGGCCCUUGUGGGGUCCAUACUUCGGGAUAUCCUUACAGAUCGUUCUAGACGACAGAGUGUUCAACGGCGACCAUAACUGCGUAAUACACAGCUUCAACUACACAACGGUGUACAAACCGGACGACUCUUUGAUGUCGGUGUAG
Molecule: messenger RNA, 525 nt
Organism: Lachancea sp. 'fantastica'
Lineage: Eukaryota; Fungi; Ascomycota; Saccharomycetes; Saccharomycetales; Saccharomycetaceae
Source: the annotation of a GenBank genome assembly